GCCCUCAACCAACGGCUCGACCAGCAGCAGUACUACCAGUCGGAGCAUCACCAGCACCUCGAUUACUUCGACGAGCAGCGCAGAGCACAACAACCACGCGAUGAUGAGCUCAAGGAAUGCCAUCUCGAAUGCGCACGGCAGAAGCAGCAGCUCACCGAUUACGAGCACGAGGUUGCCCAGGAGACCCCUCGACGUACCGCUAGUGCCCUGAAGCGCCAGGAACAAGCGGCAGGACGGGCGCUCACCGAGAAGCUCGAGACGGAGAUGCAGCACAACCUACAACACCAGCUACGAUCUGGACAAUCGGUGAACGACGAGGGAGUACACCGCAAGGAAGUUGAGGAUCUGAACCGCAGACUGCACAACGAGAUGUCCUCGUUCGAGCACAGGUACCGCGAAGUGAUGAACGAGAACCUUGCCAAUGCCCACCGCCAGAAGAUGCAAUGCGACGAGGACGCCCACGCGAAGGAGCAACUAUUCAUCGAGCACGGAGAGGUUCAGGCUCAGUCCCCGGAUAAGCAGCGCAACCAGUUUCGCCAGCUCGAAGAAUGGAAGGAACAUGAGGAGCAGCGGGCCAGGGGCUCCAUCCUGAUCCAACAGCAACGGCACCAUCAACGGCACGAAGCAUUCCAGGCGACGCUAGAAGCAGAAGCUCACCGUGAUCGAGUUCAGGAAGAACAUAUCGAGAAAGCCCUGCAGCGAGCCAAAAUCACCCCGGACGACUUCGACAAGGACAUCUUCGGGGGGCUCACGCGCGACCUCCGAGAUCGGGAGGGCGCGCGCCGCCGCAUCCAGCACCUUGCCGAGAUCGAG
Messenger RNA from Prorocentrum cordatum, 813 nucleotides. Lineage: Eukaryota; Dinophyceae; Prorocentrales; Prorocentraceae. The record is from the annotation of a GenBank genome assembly.